Molecule: messenger RNA, 1575 nt
Organism: Rhizoctonia solani
Lineage: Eukaryota; Fungi; Basidiomycota; Agaricomycetes; Cantharellales; Ceratobasidiaceae
Product: Retrotransposon gag protein
Exons: 1
Coding region: 1-1575 (524 amino acids)
Molecular function (GO): nucleic acid binding; zinc ion binding
Source: RefSeq, a predicted model, not a curated record
AUGCCUGGUUUGGGCGCAAUGGGAGAGACUAGCCUGACUCCCUCCCAAAUCCAAUUGGGGUGGUCUGCCCCAUCUUCUUGUACUCAUACUCCUGCUCCUGCGGCUGUGCCGCCACAUGUAUAUUCCCCCAUGUCUUUUGAUCAGAUGUCAGACCGCAAGCUUCUUGAUAUGGUAGCACAAAAUAUGAUUGUUUUAAAAAAAGAAUUCUUGCAGUUGCAAGGGGCUUAUGAAGCCCAAGGAGAUCAAUUGGCCCUGUUAAGGGCAGAAUUGGAAGAACAUUGCAAACAAUUGCGUAAUCAACAUAUCUUUUAUUCCAAUCAUAUUCAAGGAGCCGCUGCUUCCAUCAAGGCUGUACAAAAUCAGCUAUUACAUAUGUCUACCAUUUGCCCUACAGCUCCACCUCCACCUCCUCCACCUGCUGGCACUGGCACAGCCACCACAUCCCACAUUCCCCCACCAGCUCCUACAUCUUCUAGUUCUGAUUUGAAAUUUGCUAAGCCCAACAAGUUCAGUGGCAAGAAAGAAGACGCUCUCAAUUUCAUUGUUGCUUGCCAAGCUUACAUAAGGGCAAAAGGAGCUUAUCAAUCCCACAAAGAAAACAUUUUGUGGGUUACAUCAUACUUUGAAGGUGCUGCAGAGGAUUGGGUUUGUCCCUACAAGGAAAGGAAGGUGUUCAGGGGAGAAGCAGUUCCCCUAUUGGAAGAUAUUGAUGUUUUCUGGGCUGAGUUUACUAAGCAUUACGUGGACACAAACCAUGAUGAAAAAUAUUGCCAGAAAUGGAAUAACUUGCGGCAGAAGGCUUCAGUCCAGGAGUACACUUGCAAAUUCCAACAAUACUCUGUCUCUUUGGGUUAUAGCAAUGAAACUCUGCGCAACAAAUACUAUGACGGCCUUAAGAGCAAGAUUAAGGACAUAAUGCUGUCAACAAUGUUCCAAUGGCAUUGCGCCACCGCUCAACAGGUCUACAACAAAGCAGAGGAAAUUGCUAAUCACAUCAAAUCAACCCGCCUAUCCAAUCCAUCUGCCUCUACUGCCUGCACUCCAUCCAAUGCUGCCCCUACUACCACUUCCAAUCCCACUCCUUCUUGCACUUGUCUCAACAUUGGGGACAAUGUUUACAUGAUUGAUCCCACUACUCACUGCGCCAAGAAAGGCGCCAUCACCUCAAUUGUGCGCACAACUUCUGGCAAUAUGCCCAACAUCAGGUGGAAUGGGGAGACUAAGGAUACCAUGAUUCCAUUCCCAUCUCUCAAAAAAGACAAACACCCUGCUGCAGCCGCACCUGUUAGACCAAUCAUUGCCCCUAUUCCUAUUCCUACCGCAAACACAAAGGGUCCAGGUCCCAUGGAUCUUGAUGGAAGGGGCUUAGCUAAUCUCACCUGUCACGUCUGUGGGGGCAAGGGUCACUUUGCACGCAAUUGCCCAUCCAAGCCCAUGUCUGGACAUGUGGCUAAUGUCCUAGACGUCUGUAAGGACGUUGAGGAGGAGGGCGCUUGCAGCCGGUUGUAUCUAAGUGAGAACCGCGUAAGGCGGCAGCAAGCUAUCCUACGGCAACAACCAGCUAUACUACGGUGA